AUGCGUGUCACACAGGAUAUCAGACUGAAAGUUAUUGCUGGCGCAAAGUUAUGUGCUCGUGGUGGUAUCAUAAAGAGCAGACAUGAAGCCGAAUCGUACACCGGCCGAAGAACGAAAGCUGCCAGCCAUGAAGCGAGCCAUGUUUGUCUGGAAAGCGUGCAAAGGCGGUAG
Molecule: messenger RNA, 171 nt
Organism: Letharia lupina
Lineage: Eukaryota; Fungi; Ascomycota; Lecanoromycetes; Lecanorales; Parmeliaceae
Exons: 3
Coding region: 1-171 (56 amino acids)
Source: RefSeq, a predicted model, not a curated record